Linum tenue is the source of this 4033-nucleotide messenger RNA. NCBI's taxonomy places the organism in Eukaryota, Viridiplantae, Streptophyta, Magnoliopsida, Malpighiales, Linaceae. The record is from the annotation of a GenBank genome assembly.
CUCAUGGUGGAUGGCGCUGUGCUUCCUAAAAACUUCAUCUUCCUUCCUUUGUGGAUAUUCCCAAACAAUAAUAGUAAAGAAAGACGACGAGACGACCCGCCAUUGCCAGAAAGACUCCACUUUUUUCAUAUAUGGACGACUGAGAAAAAGGUUGAGGCCUUUUAGGUGUUAGUUUAAUUGGAUUCUCCGUUCCCACCGGUAAUUUUACCCGAUCAAUCGCCGGCGGUGACCAUGUGGAUUUACUGUCUCCUCAUUGUUCAAGUGUUCAUCUUCCUCUGGCAACUCACCCGCAAACCUAAACCGCCAGUCAACUCUCCCGCUCCGGAGACAACUCCACCUCCUCCUCCUCCUUCCGCAAUUUGUGUCAAUAAUGGAGCAGCGACGAUUCCGAUUGUUUACAAGCACGACGUGUUCCUGAGCUUCAGGGGAGCAGACACCCGCUUCAAUCUCACCAGCCAUCUCUACGCUGCUCUGAGAGGCCGCAGCAUCCUGAGCUACAUCGACGAUGUUAAUCUCCAUCGAGGGGCGGACAUCGUCGAUUCGCUGUGGGGAGCGAUCGAGCAGUCGCGGAUGUCCGUCGUCGUGUUUUCAGACAAUUACGCCGAUUCCGGAUGGUGUUUGGACGAGCUCGUCAAGAUUGUCCACUGCCUGAAAAACCUAAAUCAGGUGGUCUUGCCGGUGUUCUACGGCAUGCCUCCCGAGGAUGUUCGAGAUCAGACCGGGAGUUACGGUGUUGCUUUUGCCAAGCACCGUCAGUCGACGGCGUCGCCGGAGAAGUUGAAGAUGUGGAGGGCUGCGUUGAAAGAGGUCGCCGGUAUUCCUGGCUGCGAAUCUCUCAAGAUCAGCACAGAGGCUGAGCUCGUCAAAACAGUGGUUGAAACUGUCCUAGCAACAUUGGAGCAGAUUUCCCCAGCUCCACAGUUCCCCGGUUUGGUUGGAAUCCACACCCGGAUCGACGAUAUUGAAUCCUUGUUGCAUCUGGAUUCGGAUUCAGAGACCAGGGUCGUCGGAAUGUGGGGGAUGGGUGGCGUCGGAAAGACCACGUUGGCCAGAGCUAUAUUCGAUCAGUUUUUGUCCAAAUUUGAAGCCUUUCAUUUCCUUGGUGACUUCAGGCAAGAAUUGGAAAGAUGCUCUGAGCUCGACCUGCAACACGAGCUCUUCUCGACCCUACUGGGGGACGAAUACAACCAUCACACUGCUGAAAGAACCACAAAUCUAGCAUUAACUUAUGCCAAAAUGCGUCUAGCUCGCACCAGGGUUCUUGUAGUUAUCGAUGAUGUUGAGGACCCUGUAGCACUACAUAACUUGCUGGAUAAGCAACCUCGUACUCUGUUUGGUCCCGGGAGUAGGAUCUUGGUGACGAGUAGAGAUCACCAGGUUCUUCAGAAUGUGUGUGAUGAAGUCUAUGAGGCGAAGGGGCUGAACGACUACGAAUCUCUUCAGCUCUUUGCUUCGAAUGCGUUCAAGAAUGUUAUCUCUGAUGAAUUUAUGGAGCUCUCAUGGCGAGCCAUAAGGUACCCAUCAGGCAAUCCACUGGCUCUCAUAGUCCUUGCGAAGGCUCUGUUUGGGAGAAGCAAGGACUACUGGGAAAGCAUAUUGCUGAGGCUUCACAGAGGGGCGCCAAAUCAAAAGGUUCAGAACGUAUUGAAGAUCAGUUUUGAUGGUUUGGAUCGUGAUGAGAAGAAUGCCUUUCUAGACGUAGCAUGCUUUUACAAAGGAGAGAGUCGAGGGCAUGUGAAGUCCAUGUUGGAUGGUGCUUAUGGUGAUGGGUCUUCUGAGAAUAUUGUCACCUCGCUUACAGAUAGAGCUCUCAUUGGGAUUGCGCAUGAUGGGUUGACAAUUAUGAUACAUGAUUUGUUGCAGGAGAUGGGUCGUGGGAUUGUGAAAGCAGAGUCUGAUGAUCCGGGGAAACGGAGCAGGCUUUGGGAUCAGAAUGACGUCUACUCUGUGCUUACCAGAAAAGAGGGGACGGAAAAAAUCAAAGGCAUAUCGAUGGAGUUAGGGAAAGGCCAGAUGCAACUGGACUCGGAUGCCUUUGCAAGGAUGAGUCGUCUAAGGCUCCUUAGGUUCUACGUGCCACGCGAUGGUUACGGCGAUUACACUGAGGUGCAGUUGCCUUCAGAGGGGCUUCAGUUUCUUUCCAAUCAGUUGACGAGCCUCCAGUGGCCCCAUUUCCCUUCAAAUUCUCUUCCACCUACAUUCCGAGCAGAGAAUCUUAUUGAUCUUCGUAUUCCUUAUAGCAACGUCAAGCAUCUUUGGACUGGCGUCCAGAAUCUUGGAAACUUGAAAUACAUCCAUCUCAGCUACUGCAUAAACUUGGUGGAACUGCCGGACUUAUCACUCGCCAAAAGAAUCGAGGACAUUUGUGUCCUGGGAUGCGAAAGCUUGGUGAAGAUCCCAUCCCACGUCCAACAACUAGAGAGUCUAGCAAACUUGAACGUCUGGAACUGCAAAAGCCUCCCUGACCUCCCAACUCAGUUUACAUCCAAAUCAAUCAACUCCCUCGCCAUCUCUGCCGAGAACUGCCCCACAGUCGCAAACUACGACCAGCUCUACCUCGGCACCCAGGAAGAAGAAGAACAACAAGAAAAAGAAGAAGAAGAACAACAACAACAACAACUUGACAUGAAUGCACCGAUAGGGAACAGAGUUCUGGACGUUAGAAACAGCUUGCACAUAACGGACCUCCGCUUGAAUGGAACGAUGAUCCAAGAGAUCCCAGCAACAAUUGAGCUGCUCACCAACCUCGUUCUCCUCGACAUCUCCCAGUCGAAGCAUCUAUUUUACAUUUCGACCAACAUCUGCAAGCUGAAGAAGCUGGAGAAGCUUGACCUUGCAGGUUGCCUAGGUCUGGAGACGUUUCCGGAGAUUUUAGAGCCCAUGGAAAAGCUAACUCAGUUGUUCCUGGGAGGGACGUCGAUUAAAGAAUUGCCAUCUUCGGCCGUUUACAAUCUGGUGAACAAUACAGCAUUGUGCCUCAACAAUUGCAGGAAGCUUGUCAGGAUUCCUGAAGAUAUCCAGUUCUUUGAUAGGUUGACGUUGAUUGAUAUAAGGGAUUGUGAGAGCCUUGUUUGUUUGCCGAAGCUGCCUCUGCGAGUGCAGAUGCUAAAUGCAGAUGACUGUGUGUCGCUGAAUGAGUUCCCGGAUUGUAGCGAUCUUCGGGAACUUGUGUCUUUGAGACUCGGGAACUGUUUCUUGCUGGAUCAGGAUGCAAUCGUUCGAUGGAUGGUGAAUGCCUUUGCCGAUGUUCAGAGAACAGCCGUGGAAAUAUACUUCCCCGGGAGUGAAAUCCCACAUUGCUUCGAGUUUCAAAGCAGUGGAUCCGAGGUCACCAUCCAGCUGCCGUGGAACAUGGACGAUCUCCUCUAUGGGGUCAAAGGAAUCGCAUAUUGUUUAGUCGUGGAGGACGACGGCAGUUGCUCCGACAUCGUAGAGAACACUGAUGACAUGCGUCUAGGCAAAUAUAGCGCCACUAUACCCCCUCUCCAGUGCAAUUGGGAGACUACAUUUCCAUUAACGUCAUCUUCGGCCAGACUUCAUAACUCACGCGGGACAUGGUACCAAAAUGCAUUCAACCGGGGUUUUACGCAGUUCAAGUCUGAUCAUCUGUUCAUCACUUACAGGAGCAGGGAUCAUGAGCGGGAGAUAUUCAAUCCGCGUAAUGUGGGAUGUGAUGUUUCCUUUAGAUUUGAGUUUACUCAUGUUUGGAAGGUGAAGAAGGUUGGAGUAAUGAUCGUGGAGUUUGAUUAUGGUUAUGGCAAUGACGACGAUGAUGUUGGCUUCGAUGCUGAGUUGACGGAUUGGACUGCUGGUGGUGAUGAUUAUUAUGAUGAUCAGCCAUUGUAUUUUGGUGAUGAUUAUGAUGAUAAGCCAUUGUAUUUAGAUUAGUUGAAUCAAUUAGGUCCUAUCUAAAUUAGGUUCAUGUUUCCUUUUGUUUCUAAUGAGAUAUGUUCACUGUAGAAGUUUAAUAAAAAUCCUUGGACCUCUAUUCCCCUGCAAAAUCUGAAGGAACCCUCAGGAAUCGAACAACGGC